Hippopotamus amphibius kiboko is the source of this 3263-nucleotide messenger RNA. It is a transcript of the gene BCL2L13, whose product is annotated as BCL2 like 13. NCBI's taxonomy places the organism in Eukaryota, Metazoa, Chordata, Mammalia, Artiodactyla, Hippopotamidae. The record is from RefSeq and is a predicted model, not a curated record. Bases 516 to 1886 code for a protein of 456 amino acids. The transcript has 7 exons. Gene Ontology annotation, biological process: regulation of apoptotic process; apoptotic process. Gene Ontology annotation, cellular component: mitochondrion.
UAGUUUGUGUAGUACAGAUUUUAAAGUUUGUCAGCAUUCGCUGUCUCCUUUUCCUGUUGUUGGUUAUCUGAACCUCUUUUUCAUUAAUCAGAUAUUUCUUAAGAUCAUAAAACAGUCUGUAUUGUUGUUUCAAGUAGAAAACAAUCAUUUGGAAACCUAUUAGUAAGACAUUUUCGUUUGAAACAACCAUUAAGGCACAUAGUAGGGGUCAGAAUGUACAAAUUUCUGAUUGUGAAAUAAAUGAGUCCUAGGAUGUAAUGAACAGCCUGGUGACUAUAGUAUAUAAUUAUGCCUUGCACAUUUGAAAGUUGCUGAGAGACUAGAUCUUUAUAAAAGGGGUAUAUGAUAGGUAAAACAGCUAUUUAAGUCCAAGUGGAGAAGUGAAGUGUACUUGCAUUGAUUAGAAUGCAAGUUAAAAUACCUGUUGAAGAGAUUCGGAGUAAAGCACCUUGAAUAAGAGUCCAGAGGUUUUACACCGGUAAGAAGACCUUUACAGAGCUCUGCAAGCUGACCCCAUGGCGUCCUCUACUACUGUGCCUCUAGGAUUUCACUAUGAAACAAAGUAUGUUGUCCUCAGCUACUUGGGGCUCCUCUCUCAGGAGAAGCUGCAGGAGCAACAUCUUCCGUCACCCCAAGGGGUUCAACAAGAUAUAGCUUCACAGUCUCUGGAUCAAGAAGUUUUAUUAAAAGUUAAAACUGAAAUUGAAGAAGAGCUAAAAUCCCUGGACAAAGACAUUUCUGAAGCCUUUGCCAGCACAGGCUUCGAUCGCCACACUUCGCCUGUGUUCAGCCCCGCGAACCCUGACAGCUCUGUAGAGGACUGCUUGGCUCACCUCGGGGAGAAGGCAUCGCAGGAGCUGAGGGCGCCUCUGCUCAGGGCCUUGCAGACGCUCCUCAGCCGGCCAGUGACAUAUCAGGCAUAUCGGGAAUGUACACUGGAGACCACAGUUCAUGCCAGCGGCUGGAAUAAGAUUUUGGUGCCUCUGAUUUUGCUACGACAAAUGCUUUUGGAGUUGACAAGACGUGGUCAAGAACCUUUGAGCGCGUUGCUGCAGUUUGGUGUGACAUUCCUGGAGGACCAUGCCGCUGAGUUCGUCAUUCAGCAAGGUGGCUGGGGCACCGUCUUUAACCUGGAGGCGGAGGAGGAGGAGUGCCCUGCGGGCGCCGCAGAGGACAGCAACGACAUCUACAUCCUGCCCAGUGAUGGCUCCACGCAUGUCAGCCCGCCGGAGUCCCCUACGGCGGCGACGGCAUCCUGGCAGGCCGAGAGCUUCCCUGUGUCGCUGUCUGCCAGCCAGAGCUGGCGCACCGAGAGCCCACCAGUGUCCCUGGGUCCCGAGUCCUGGCAGCAGGUCACAGUGGACCCUGAAGAAGUCAAGAGCUUGGACAGCAAUGGGGCUGGAGAGAAGAGUGAGAACAACUCUUCCAACUCUGACAUCGUGCAUGUGGAGAAGGAGGAGAUUCCCGAGGGCACAGAGGAGGCGGCCACCACGGCCCCUUCCCUGAUGGCAGCCGGGGGCCGCAGCCCAGAGGGUUCGGCCGUCCCAAGAGCCAGUCCCACGACAUCUCUGUUCGUGGAACUUGGUGAAGAAGAGGCGGGAGCAGCUGCAGCCGAAGCUGCUGAACUGGAGCAGGAGGGCGUCCUGCUGCCAGAGCCCCCAGUGGAGCCCCCAGCAGCCCCAGUGGGCAGAGAGGAGGCGGCCGGAGGGCAGGGGGGGCUCAGGGUAGGGCCCCGCCCGGGCACCCAUGAGGAGGCUGGCCCGCCACCUGAGGGCAAGUCCCUCCUGCUGCCCAAGGGCAAGUCCCUCCUGCUCUUCGGAGGGGCAGCCGCUGUUGCCAUCCUGGCAGUGGCAGUUGGGGUGGCACUGGCUCUGAGAAGGAAAUAGAUUUUUCAGAGAAAGAAGACAAAAAGGAGUAAGGUUUUAGUUGUAUCGACUGAAUUUGAACUGCCAGCAGCAGGUUGGACAUCGAUGGGACACUCUGGGAUCAGGGGGACUUGGGUUAGCAGGGCAGGGGGCCGACCUCCGUGUUAGGGCUCAAGGUGGAGGCUGCGCAUGGCAGUCUGAUUGGAGGUCCCAGGCCUGGGCUCCUGCUAGAUUCAAUGUCUUGUGUGUAAAGUGCUCCCUCGAACCUUGGCGUCCAUGGCACCUGGGUGACUCCUGGUCAUGGGCACCUGUGCACUGUAGGGUGUGUAGCCUCCACCCACCAACCCCAUAGCAUCUGCCCCAGUGGUGACAGCCACACAUCUCCUGAUGUUGCCAAAUGUCCCCCGGGGGUAAUGUCGCCCAGUGAGAGCCACAGCCUCAGAGGGAGAGGGUUCCCAUAGGGGGACCUGAGGGGAAGCCCCAGGCAGGAGGGUCGGCUGUGAGCCCCUUGGCUGCUGACAUGCUCCUGCCUGGAGUCAUCCCUGCCCCGAUGAGCACUGUGCUUUGCAGCUGCUUCUCUCUUCUUGCCACCCUCAGUCCCGCAGCCCAGGUGCUCUGCUGGGUCUCAGCCGCCUCUCAGGUACUGCCCUGCCCUCCUCGCCCCCAGGGUCCCCCAAACAGGGCUCACCCUAUGCUUCCCACAGCUCCCCUUGUACAGAUGCUGCCUUUAGUCAUCUUUUAAAAAUUAAACAUGAAAGAGACCCGGGGCCCCUGCCCGUGACUGUGGGGCAAGUUUGUCUCUCUCGUUCAGAAGCUGGAGGGUGGCUUAGCUGAUCUGUUGAGGUUACUUCUGGCCCUUUUGUCUGUGGCCACCCUUGAGCUGACGGGAACUCACUGGUCGGCAUCGUCUCUCUUGCUGGGCGGUCGCUGUUGGUGACCUGGACUAGCGUUUUCCCAGGUUCUGGCCUCAGCCUUCUUUCCAGUCAUUGCUCCUCUGCAGCCUCUUGCCAGGUGGUGAGGGCUUCCACACAUGGGCUUCCACAUCAGUGAACCCUAACUCAUUCAGUACUUGUCUCCUAAAUAUCACUGAAGUAAAAAGCAGGGAAAGAGAGGCUGCCCUUGAGGUUCUAACUUGACUUUCAGUGUUCCAGAAUGGAGCCCCAAAUGCCGGAGUGACAAACUGUAAUGAUUGCAGUCAGAGUGUGUAGUGGAGACUCAGCAUAGCCUCACCCGCUGACUGCACCCCUCAUGGGGGGACUGUGUCUCUUCAUGCUUGAGGUCAGUCACUGACGGGAUACACAUGCUUGAGACAGGUCAUCUCAGAUUUAUCUUAGUAAAUGUAACAUUACUUUUUAGAUCCUGAAAUUUGUAAUAAAAUUACUUUACCUAUCCUGAUCA